Kwoniella shivajii is the source of this 435-nucleotide messenger RNA. RefSeq lists its product as uncharacterized. The coding region runs from base 1 to 435 and encodes 144 amino acids. Lineage: Eukaryota; Fungi; Basidiomycota; Tremellomycetes; Tremellales; Cryptococcaceae. The transcript is spliced from 2 exons. The record is from RefSeq and is a predicted model, not a curated record.
AUGUCACCCAAAAGACGACUUUCCUCCAUUGAAAUCGAUGAGAUCGAAGAUAGCAAACCUUCCCUCACCCUGUCUGACACCGAUACAGACUCCAUGAAAGACAUCAAAACUUUCCUCAAACCAUCCACGCCUCAUUCAAAGAAAGCGAAAACCGAGCCUAUGUCUGCUACUCCAACUACACCUAAACCUAAAAAGUCUCCAAACAAGGCCAGUCCUACAAAAUCGAACAGCUCAACUCCAACUAAGGUACUUAAAGGUGGAAACACAGCUAAAAGUAUAUUAGCAGAGAUGAUCAUAGAAAUCGGAAUGAAAAGCUAUGAUAGGAAUUUAGUAGAAUCUGAAACUGGUCUUACUAAAGCUCAACAAAUUGAAAUGCUCAAAAAAGGUAGAGGUAGUUUAUGGAAAGCUUUGUACGGCCAUGCAUCUACCCUUUGA